Messenger RNA from Dama dama (fallow deer), 2460 nucleotides. It is a transcript of the gene HOXC5, whose product is annotated as homeobox C5. NCBI's taxonomy places the organism in Eukaryota, Metazoa, Chordata, Mammalia, Artiodactyla, Cervidae. Gene Ontology annotation, cellular component: nucleus. The record is from RefSeq and is a predicted model, not a curated record. Bases 362 to 1030 code for a protein of 222 amino acids. Gene Ontology annotation, biological process: anterior/posterior pattern specification; regulation of transcription by RNA polymerase II; embryonic skeletal system morphogenesis. Gene Ontology annotation, molecular function: DNA-binding transcription factor activity, RNA polymerase II-specific; RNA polymerase II cis-regulatory region sequence-specific DNA binding. The transcript has 2 exons.
GUUGUCCCGGCUACCCCCCAAUUCCAAGAACCAUUUUUUUUUUUCUCCCCCUUCUCUUUUUCUCUCUCUCUCUCACUCCCUCUCCCCCUUGGUUGGGCUUUGCCAACAUAUCAAGAUGCGUUUCGCCGGCUUCCAUCACUAACCUCCCGGAGGUCAUCAAGCCAAAUUUAUGAGUGGCCGCUCGAGUCACGUGACUCUAUUUAAGGCUCCCUUAUUUGGGAAGAGCGCAUAGGAUAAAGAAAGAGAUAUCUCCACCUAUAAAUUGUGCACUUUGGAGAACAAAAAACCCCUCAACUUCAAAGAGUCACAAAUCACCCUUAAUCAAAAAGGGUGCAGAAAUUUUUUUUGGGCCCUCCCCGCCAUGAGCUCCUACGUAGCCAAUUCAUUCUAUAAGCAGAGCCCCAAUAUCCCUGCCUAUAACAUGCAAACUUGUGGGAACUAUGGAUCGGCCUCAGAGGUGCAGGCAUCCAGGUACUGCUACGGCGGAUUGGACUUAAGCAUCACUUUCCCACCGCCUGCGCCUUCCAACUCUCUCCACGGGGUAGACAUGGCUGCCAACCCCCGGGCUCACCCCGACCGCCCCGCCUGCAGCGCCGCAGCCGCUCCGGGACACGCUCUGGGCAGAGAUGAAGCGGCUCCUCUGAACCCCGGGAUGUACAGUCAGAAGGCGGCUCGCCCAGCGCUGGAGGAGCGAGCUAAGAGCAGUGGGGAGAUCAAAGAGGAGCAGGCGCAGACAGGGCAGCCUGCCGGACUGAGCCAGCCACCGGCCGCGCCACAGAUUUACCCGUGGAUGACCAAACUGCACAUGAGCCACGAGACGGACGGCAAGCGGUCCCGAACCAGUUACACGCGCUACCAGACUCUGGAACUAGAAAAAGAAUUCCACUUUAACCGCUACCUCACUCGCCGCAGGCGCAUAGAGAUCGCCAACAACUUGUGUCUCAACGAGAGACAGAUCAAGAUCUGGUUCCAGAACCGCAGGAUGAAGUGGAAGAAAGAUUCCAAAAUGAAAAGCAAAGAGGCUCUCUAGAGGCACCGGGGAGGCCCGCCGAGAGCACCCCGAGCCCGCUUCGGUCCCUCGCCUUUCCCUGUCGGUUUUUCCUCUCUAGAUAUCUUGGGGGCAAGAACGGGGGCUGGAGCGCCGGUUCCCCACCUCAGACAAAAGCUCUUUCCCUUGGCAUUGCUCAUCCCCACCGACCCCAGGUUCCCUGCGGGGCUACCCGCGCCGACCGGACUCCCUUCAGUUCUGCUCAGCACCGAGGGCCGGGGCAAGUUCCGCAGGGGACCCUCAGACGGCUGUGGCACAGGAGCUGGUGCUGAGCGAACCUGACUUGGGCCGCAUCUCAGAAUUCCUGCCCCAGCGUAGGCCUCCGGGGUUCAGGUGGGCCCUGCCGGCGCGGCAGGCCCCACGCCCGGACCCUGCGGCCUCGCCCUCUCCUUUGUUCCGGCUUAGGCGGGCCAGGCAGGCUGCCGGCUUGGUGAGAGCAUGGUUGUACUUGGCAAACCCCGGCACCAUCUCGGGGUGCUUCUUUGUAGCCACUCAACUCGAUGCUCAUUUUUAAAAAUAAUCUGCAUAUGAAAGGGGGAGAUGACUGUCUGCCUAGGGCCCCCUCGGUUGCCCUAAGCUCUCUAAACCUGCACCCCCCAACCCCAAAACCCGGAAACCUGUCCAGCCUGCGCUCUCUGCAUGCCCUCUCAGGCCCCCGGCCUCAGACCGCUAGCUAGCUCAACUAUUGGGGUUCCCUGCUACUAGACCCCACAAAGGUCCUAGAGGCUCCUGGCUGCCCAGUAGUCUUUUGCCACGACUUUCGGUGUCCUUCUGCCCAUCGCUAUUGUCCAACUAUUUAUUAACUCCACAUCUUUCCUGAAACUAUAUUUUGUCAUAUCAAAUAAAGACAAAGAGAGAACAGGACGAAAGAUACAGCGGCUCCUCUCUGUUUGGGGGACAUGUAUUGGGAAAAGUGUCUAAAUGGGCUGCGGGGUGUUGGGGGAGGCCCACAGCCUUCAAGCGGCUCCUUCAAAAGAAUUUUAGGAGAGUCUAGGAGCAUUGAGUAGAGGCAGGUGAAACGGAGCUCCUUUCCUAACCCUGGCUUCAAGAAGAACCUCUUGGGGAAGGGGAGGGCACCCAAACUGUCUCUACUGCCUUUUCCUAUGCUGUGGCUGUCCCAGACAUUCAGGCCCCCUUACCCACUCCCACCUUGACUGGGUGAAUCUGAGGCCUCUAGACUGGCAGCUGCACGCAUUGCAUGCCAGAGCUAAUCUUCAGGGACCAGGGAUCCUUGGCUCCCAGGUGCUCAGACUCAGGCCAUCCUGAGCCUGUGAAGAGCUCUCUCAAGGCUAGGUGGUCCCUGAGGGGCCUCGCUGGACAUAGAGGAAGGGUUGAGCUCUCAGUCUAGGGGCCUAUUUGGUCCCCCAAACGAUGCUCAGAAAGAGUUGGUACUGCUUGGUAGAGGGGUACUG